Molecule: messenger RNA, 1550 nt
Organism: Orbicella faveolata
Lineage: Eukaryota; Metazoa; Cnidaria; Anthozoa; Scleractinia; Merulinidae
Product: transcription factor E2F5-like
Biological process (GO): regulation of transcription by RNA polymerase II
Cellular component (GO): RNA polymerase II transcription regulator complex
Molecular function (GO): DNA-binding transcription factor activity, RNA polymerase II-specific; protein dimerization activity; RNA polymerase II cis-regulatory region sequence-specific DNA binding
Source: RefSeq, a predicted model, not a curated record
AACUGACGACUCUGUCUUGGGACCCUGGUAACGAAAAAGUGCCGAGUAAACCAACAUGGGUAGGGGGAAACUUUAGAUUUUCUUUCUUCCAUAGUUGUUCCGUUCAAGAGUUUUUAAGCAAAAUCCUCUCCUUUGUGGAUAGAAUAUUCUAUAUCAUAUUUGAAAAGAUCUUCUUCAGUCAUUAAAAUUGCAGAGAAAUGGUAAAUAAUACGACAAGAAAAAAUAUCUCAGUAGCCCUCCCCGGCUCAAAAUACCGCAUCAAAGGGGACUCCAACGGGCGCACUAUUUAAAUUUCACUAUUAGCCAAUCACAUCAACGCACUGUCUUUCUGCAGCAUGCAGCUCGGCUAUCAUGGCGGAUUUCGGUUCUCCGGGAACGCCAAGCAGACAUGAAAAAUCUCUCGGUUUGUUGACGACAAAAUUCGUUAGUUUACUACAAGAAGCCAAGGAUGGUGUCUUAGAUCUUAAAGUGGCGGCAGAUACUCUAGCUGUACGACAAAAGCGACGAAUUUACGACAUUACAAAUGUUCUUGAAGGAAUCGGACUGAUAGAGAAGAAAUCAAAGAAUAGCAUUCAGUGGAAGGGAGCGGGACCAGGCUGUAACACUAGAGAGAUAUCAGACAAACUUGUACAUUUAAAGGGAGAGCUAGAAACAUUAGAAGACAAAGAAAGAGAACUAGACGAACAAAGAUUGUGGGUUCAGCAGAGUCUUAAGAACGUUUCCGAAGAUCCAGAGAAUGAACAGCUAGCUUAUGUCACAUACGAAGAUGUAUGCCACAGUUUUAGAGGAGACACCUUGUUGGUUGUUCAAGCGCCAUCUGGAACGCAGCUUGAAGUACCAAUUCCAGAUACAACACCAAGUCCAAUUCAACAACAAAAGAAAUACCAGAUCCAUUUGAAAAGUCAGAGUGGUCCCAUCCAUGUGCUUCUGGUAAACAAGGACGCUGCUGCAAACAGUCCUGUUGUAACUCCUGUGCCUCCACCGACUAAUGAUGUCAACAACCAUACAGCAAUUAAGGGGGGUGACGAACCUAUGGAAAUCAGUGCCACUUCUAAACAUGCUAAUGAUGUCAAUUCUAAAGUUGGAGCUGUGAAGACUGAAGUGUUAGAGAGUAGUAGAGCCAAUGAGCUUAAAGAAGUUGCUAAUGAUAUUAUAUUUGGAAAUAGUCUCAAAGAAACAAGUAUUGCAGAAGAAGUUAUGGAUGAGUUUAUGUCAGCAGAAGUGUAUGCACCCCUUCUUCGACUAUCACCUCCUCCUGGGGAGCAUGAUUACUACUUCAACCUGGACGAUUCAGAAGGUGUCUGUGAUUUAUUUGACAUUCCAAACCUGGAUAUUGCAUCUCCAUUACCUGGAGCCAUGGCAUCGUCAUAAUGAUCUGAUUUACCAGUACCACGGUGUUGCAUGUCAAGCAUCCUAUCCAAUAUGGUUUGAAACAUUCACAUGCUUGUGCUUGUGGCUGCAGUAUAUGUCAAGUGGCUUGGAUACUUGGUGGAUUUGUGAUAUAUAUACAUUCAGCUUAUAGUUGGUAUCUGGUAGUUACAGAUCAUGUC